Messenger RNA from Rotaria sordida, 429 nucleotides. Lineage: Eukaryota; Metazoa; Rotifera; Eurotatoria; Philodinida; Philodinidae. The record is from the annotation of a GenBank genome assembly.
AUGUUUUUAACAAUUGACUUAAAUCAUAGUGCUGAAAAAUGUACACGUAAACUAGUUAGAAUGAAUAUACCUCCUGGACAAGAAGUAUAUGUGAAAGUAUGUCCGAUAAUUCUUGACAAUUGUGCACAAAAACGAAGAUAUGAUCCUUUUUUUGGUUUACUUGGUCAACGUCUUUGUUUACUAAAAACAGAAUAUAUUGAAUGUUUUGAAAAAGCUUUUCAAGAUCAAUAUGACUUAGUUCAUCAUCUUGAAAAUGUCAAAUUGAAAAAUGUGCCAAAAUUUUUUGCAUAUAUGUUGGCUACAAAUUUGAUUUCAUGGAGUGUGCUUCGUUGUAUUCGCCUUUUUCCUCGUGAUAAUCCAAAAAAUACUAAAUUUUCAAUCAAUUUUUUUGCAUCAAUUGGUCUUGAUGGAUUAACAAAUGAAUUAUGA